CAAUCUUACACGGGUGCAUGUGUCGUGUGCCAGCUGUGGGGGACAGAAGCUGUAUCGAAAUUAUAUUUUAUAGUUAUUUCAUCUAACAGUUUUGGAUUCUUGGCACUAUAUUUUGGCGGCCUUUAGGCCCAACUAGCAUGCUAACCACCACGCUAGCUUAAACAGCAACUCCUUUGCAUCAGCUUUAACGUUAGCGCGCAAGCUUGCAAAUCCGAUUUCAUAGCGCCAGCUAACGUUAGCUUUUUCUGCUCAUGCUAGCUGUGAACAAUGUCUGAGCAAGAGUUGGAUGAAAUUGUGCAAAUAACAGUGGAGGACUUUAACCAGGAUGACCGUACAGACAUGCUGGACAAUCAUGAAGAUGAUGAAGAAAGGCCUCCGAAGAAAAAGAGGAAAUUAAGCAACAGCCAGGAGAAUAACAACAACCAAGACAUAUCUUUUAUUAAGAACAUGUUGGUCUCAUUCAGUGCAUCAAUCAGCCAGCGAUUGGAGGGAAUUGAGACAAAGUUACUGGCUCUGGAUGCUACUUGCAAAGCCCUUGGACGCAAACUGGACAGCAUGGUGCCCUGUGCCAAGAGUCCUAUCCAGGUCCCUAUGGUUGCAGGGUCACCUCAGGGGGCCACUCAAACUUGGAACAAAGUGCGGUGUGUUGUUCCACAAACAAAUGUUAUAGUGAGCAGUGAACCUCCAAAGGCCACUAGCCAAGAAGACACUCCACUGGAAAAUCUGCUCAGCAACACGGUGGCCAAGAGGCGACAGAACACAAUCCUGGUAAAGGUGCCGGGCCCUGAGGAGAGUCAGGAGGAACAGGAGAGUGGCUCGGAGGCCAGUGACUCUGUGUCCAAUGGUGGCCAUUCAAGCAACGCGCAAAAUGGCCAAAAUGUCACGCUCAUCACACUCAACUCAGAGGAUGAUUACCCAGGGGGCACUUGGUUGGGAGAUGAGAACAACCCAGAGAUGCGAGUUCGGUGCCCAGUGUCGCCCGCUGACAUGCUCCAUAUCACUACAAACUGCCGCACAGCAGAGAAAAUGGCACUGACACUGUUGGACUACCUGUUCCAUCGGGAGGUCCAGGCCAUGUCAAACCUCUCUGGACAGGGCAAACAUGGCAAAAAGCAGCUGGAUCCGCUCAUGAUCUAUGGCAUUCGCUGCCACUUGUUCCACAAAUUUGGCAUCACGGAAUCAGACUGGUACCGCAUCAAGCAAAGCAUCGACUCCAAAUGUCGUACUGCCUGGAGACGCAAGCAGCGUGGUCAGAGUCUGGCUGUCAAGAGCUUCUCCAAACGGACACCUCGCAGUUCAGUCACAGAAGGAGGCAUGGCAGAAGAAACAGCCCACAUUGAGACUGCCACCCAGCAGACCUUGCACUACACGCUGGCCAAUCAGCAGGUCCAGUUCCACCGUAUCGGCGAGGAUGGACAAGUUCAAGUGAUUCCACAGGGUCAGUUGCACAUUGCCCAGGUGCCACAAGGAGAGGAAGUGCAGAUCACACAGGACAGUGAGGGGAACCUCCAGAUCCACCAGGUGCAUGUUGGUCAGGAUGGACAGGUGCUGCGUGGAGCUCAGCUGAUAGCGGUGGCGUCAGCUGAUGGGGGGGCUACAGCAGUAGAGGGCUCUCCUCUCCCCCCUGAUAUCCAAGUACAGUAUGUCCAACUAGCCCCUGUUGCAGAUCACACAGCUGCUGUACAGGCUGCUGAGCUGGCUCCAGCCCUGCAGGCAGACAUGGAGGUGAAAGAGGCCAUCCAGGGAGCAAUCCAGGGAGAGAACGGCGAGGUGGUCCAGAUUGUCACCUCUGUGGCUACCUGAGAGCAACGUCUGGUUCAGCGCAGCCCAGAACUCUGCCCUCCAGCACGGCCAGACGAGACACAGUGAAACAUCAGAGGUCAACAAAUGCAUCCAGUCUGACAAACGCUCAAGUCGGAAAGCCUUUUUUUAAACAAAUACUGAAGGUCACUGAUGAAACAGAGGGAAGAGGAAUUUUUCUUUGUUUUUUGUUGUUUUUUUUUCCUCUGCAAACUGCUCAAUUCAUUGUCAAACAGAUGUCACAAUGUGGAAAUGUUCACAGAGAACUUGAAAAGACCAUGAUACUUCAAAUUCAACUGUGGUCUUUCUGGUGUUUUCAUCACCAGAAUGACCUGGUCCACCACAGAAUACACAGUGGGAUUAUUGUCUAUCCAGGGAGGAUGCCGCUUACGCAGACCAUCACCCUGCCACUUCAUCAGCAUACACACUUGUUUACAUCAACUUUGGAAAAUAGCAGAGUUAUUUGGAGUUAAGCCACUUGGUUGACCUCGAAACCCCCGUGAGGGUUUGUAAAACCCCUGAAUCCCACCUCAAACAACCAGUGCUGUGCUCCUUUUCUCGUCAUCAUUCUGGUCAUGGUGGACUGCAGUGGAAAGUAGAUUUAGCUGAGGACAGCUACUCUUGGUUGUGUUUAAUUUGGUUUCCUGUCACUCUCCAUGAUUCAAUCCGUACCGUGUCUCCCGGCUGUGAGCCCUGCCUUUCUUCACAUUCUUCAGCUUGUUUUCAUAUUGCUUUAGCCGCACAGCUUUGUUUGUUUGUUUGAUUUAUCUAAUUGUGACAUGACGAAAUUUUUGGGGAGCUUCAAUUUUGGAGGUAGAAGACCACGUAAUAGAAGAGAUGGUGCCAGUGGUAGACAAUACAAGUUACUUGUAGAAUACCAGGGAAACCGUUGUUGUUUAUUUCCCCUGUUUUGUCUCUGUGAAAGAUACAUUCAUGUGAAUAAAACAUGUUUGUGGUUGCCAUAAAAGUGUUUUUAUUUUGGUUUGUUUCUGUAUUUUUUGUUUAUUUCCAUCAACACUGGUCAUCAAAAUAGCUUCAAAGUUUUUCAAGCUUUUAUCCACUGGAAGUAGACAAUUGAGGAGAAAGAGAAAUGAUAGUUUGGUUUUGAGGUCUUGUUUAAAGUUGAGCUCAUUUAUUUACUAUGUUUGAAGCAAAUAUGUAUCAUGUCAACUUCAAUAACCAUAGGAUUAGGCUACUGUAUUGUCAGCAGUCUUGACAAAAAGAAAAAGUAAGCUUUUACUUAGUCUCAACAAGGUUUUUGUCAAAAGACUGUAAUUAAUACAUCAGCCUCAUCCUAACAGUUCCUGAACUGUAAUUUAUUCAAAUCCACUUUGUGCCCACUGCAUAGUUAUGUUUUUCUUUCAGUAAAGACAGAGAGAAUGUG
Molecule: messenger RNA, 3184 nt
Organism: Thunnus maccoyii (southern bluefin tuna)
Lineage: Eukaryota; Metazoa; Chordata; Actinopteri; Scombriformes; Scombridae
Product: BTG3 associated nuclear protein
Exons: 13
Coding region: 268-1803 (511 amino acids)
Biological process (GO): negative regulation of protein catabolic process; protein localization to nucleus
Molecular function (GO): DNA binding
Source: RefSeq, a predicted model, not a curated record